Molecule: messenger RNA, 3048 nt
Organism: Chanos chanos (milkfish)
Lineage: Eukaryota; Metazoa; Chordata; Actinopteri; Gonorynchiformes; Chanidae
Product: adhesion G protein-coupled receptor F4-like
Exons: 26
Coding region: 1-3048 (1015 amino acids)
Biological process (GO): adenylate cyclase-activating G protein-coupled receptor signaling pathway; cell surface receptor signaling pathway
Cellular component (GO): membrane
Molecular function (GO): G protein-coupled receptor activity
Source: RefSeq, a predicted model, not a curated record
AUGGUUCAUGAAAUGCUUGCUACGAAAAAGAUCGAGCGAAUCAGCAGACCUGAUAAGCGCGAACACAACUACUGUUCUAACAACUUCUACAUCAAGACUUCCUCCGGCCACCACAGAGCCAGACACCACUCUAACAAGCACUGCAGCAACAACACAACAAUCAAGCACCACACCGCUGGCCACAACCCUUCCAACCACUUCUGCAUCAACACAAUCAACAACCACAGAGCCUGCCACAACUCUUCCGCCCACUUCAGCAUCGACACAGCCAACCACCCCAGAGCCUGUCACAACCCUUUCAUCCACACCUGCAUUACCACCACUGAUCACCACAGAGCCUGCCACGACUCUUCCACCCACUUCAGCAUCGACGAAGCUGACCAGCACGGAGCCUGCCACAACUCUUCCACCCACUUCAGCAUCAACGAAGCUGACCACCACGGAGCCUGUCACAGCUCUUCCACUCACUUCUGCAUCAACACAGCCGACCACAACAGAGCCUGCCACAACUCUUCCACCCACUUCAGCAUCAACACAGCCGACCACCACGGAGCCUGUUACAGCUCUUCCACUCACUUCUGCAUCAACACAGCCGACCACAACAGAGCCUGCCACAACUCUUCCACCCACUUCAGCAUCAACACAGCCGACCAGCACGGAGCCUGUCACAGCUCUUCCACUCACUUCUGCAUCAACACAGCCGACCACAACAGAGCCUGCCACAACUCUUCCACCCACUUCAGCAUCAACACAGCCAACCACAACAGAGCCUGCCACAACUCUUCCACCCACUUCAGCAUCAACGAAGCUGACCAGCACGGAGCCUGCCACAACUCUUCCACCCACUUCAGCAUCAACACAGCCGACCACCACGGAGCCUGUGCCACCAAGUACAACACCUUCAAUAACCACAAAAGCCCCAGCUACAGUUAUAUCAACAACAGUGCUGCUUACCACAACAACAGCUUCAACAACCACAAGACCACCAACCACAACAACUGGGCAGGAAGUAUCAUUGCAGACUUUGUUAUUCAGAUGACAGAAAACACACAGGCUUUUGAUAAUGCAGUCAACACUGCUACCACUCAGGUUGCCAACAACCUCGCAGAACUGGAUUACACAAUGGAUGCCAACUCAUUUGCACAAACUGACAUUGCCUGUCAAAAUAGCAAUUUUGGGGUAGGAAGUGAGGGUGACAUAGCUGUGGGAAGCUGUAAGGAGAAUGAAGUUGGUAGCAUAACAGCUGAAUGUCAGUCAAACAAAUGGGUAAUAUUGAAGAACACCUGUGUCCUUCGCAUUUUUCAAGAGCUAGAGACUGAAUCUGAGAAAGUCAGCAAUGCUACUACAAGUAAUCAAAAUACUGUGACAACUUCAAGUGGAACUGUUACCAGCAUUGUUAGUAUAGUGAGCGCCAUAGCAAAUACGUCUCAGAGCAUUCAAGUCGGUGAAGAUAUAAUCGAGAAUGUCCUUGAAACCGUGGAGGUCAUAUCAUCUGAUAAUGCAAAGGAGGUCUGGGAUGGUUUAAAUAAUAACACGGAAAGCCAACGUAACAGCUCCUCACUGCUUCAAGCAUUAGAGACCAUCGUUGAUUCUACCUCACCAGGCUCCUUUACAAUUAAAACAGCAAACAUUGAAUUCACAAAAACUUCUUUCAAGAAUUCAUUCAGAAAGACAGUAGGAAUUAAUUCAACAGGUGAAAUAUUCAUUCCAGGAACUGCAUUUUCCGACCGGAAUGUUUCCAUCACCACAGUUGCAUUCUCCAAUCUGAACAAUGUUUUACCUCCCAGAGACGCUCAAAACUCCAGUGUCACUAUCAUCAAUGGGAUUGUUUUGUUGAUCAAUGUAACCGAAACCAUUGAUAACAUCUCCCUAAGUUUUCACAAACUUAAUACCACUCUUGCAACCCCACAGUGCGUCUUUUGGGAUUUUGAUCUUUUCAAUGGCUCUGGAGGCUGGAGCUCAUUUGGUUGUGAGUUAAAGAUAGAUGAUGAGGACAACGUCACCUGUGAAUGUAACCAUACAACCUCUUUUUCAAUACUGAUGUCUCCUUACAGUCCAAAUGACCCCGCUUUGUCUUAUAUUACCUUUAUUGGUGUUGCGGUGUCAAUGGGCAGCUUGGUUUUGUGCCUCAUCAUUGAAGUCCUUGUAUGGAAAGCAGUCUCGAGACAUGUGACAUCAUACAUACGACACAUCGCUAUAGUCAACAUUGCUGUGUCUCUUCUGAUUGCUGAUAUCUGGUUCAUCGUCGGAGCGUCCAUUGAAAACCCAGAGGAAAAUGUGUCAGCAUGCAGUGCAGCAGCAUUCUUCAUCCAUUUCUUUUACCUGGCCAUGUUCUUCUGGAUGUUGGUCUCAGCGCUUUUACUUUUCUACCGCACAGUAAUGGUUUUGUCUCAAAUGUCCAAAUCGGCUAUGCUGGCUAUCGCCUUUACAUUGGGUUACGUUGUCCCUCUUAUCAUAUCUGUAACCACUGUUGCUGCAACAGCUGGACGUCAAGUAUAUGUAUCCAAGGAGGGAUCAUGCUGGUUGAACUGGGAUGACUCAAAGGCAUUACUGGCUUUUGUGAUUCCAGCCCUAACCAUUGUCUUGAUCAAUUUUCUGAUCAUGAUUGUGGUCUUGUACAAAAUUGUCUGCCGUAAUAGAGUGGGAGAUUCCACUCAGUCAGAUGAGAGAAACACCAUGGUUGUCAUCGCCAGAUGUGUUGCCAUUUUAACACCACUCUUUGGAAUCACUUGGGGAUUUGGGCUAGGAAUCUUGAUCAAUCCAAAGGCUACUGCACUUCAUUAUCUGUUUGCAAUCUUUAACUCAUUCCAGGGUUUCUUCAUUUUGGUGUUUGGGACCCUUCUGGACCAAAAAAUUCGUGAAAUACUUGGAGGAAGGUUUCGCUUACGAAACAUUAGCUCCAGCCGUACACGAAGCACAUCAUCAACUGCUGUAUCCUCCUCUACAAGUGGAUUUAAUAUCUUUCGAAGAAGGAGAGGACGGACUCCAGUUUCUCAAGUGGCAUCUUCAGGCAACACUGGGGCAUCAGAAUCUUUCAUCUCUGUGUAG